AGAUUCUCCCCCAACACACUUCGUUAGGGUUUUUCUUCUCUCCUCUCUUGUUUCCGCAACCAUGGCGACACAACCGGCGGUGGAAUCUGUUCAAUGCUUCGGCCGCAAGAAGACGGCGGUGGCCGUCACCUACUGCAAGCGUGGCUCCGGUCUGAUAAAGAUCAACGGUUGUCCGAUCGAGCUGAUUCAGCCUGAGAUACUCCGGUUCAAGGUGUUCGAGCCCAUCCUCCUCCUCGGACGACACCGUUUCGCCGGGGUCGACAUGAGGAUCCGCGUCAAGGGCGGAGGUCACACCUCCCAGAUCUACGCCAUUCGCCAGAGCAUCGCGAAGGCUCUCGUCGCGUUCUACCAGAAGUACGUGGACGAGCAGUCGAAGAAGGAGAUCAAGGACAUCCUCGUCAGGUACGACAGGACACUGCUCGUGGCUGAUCCUAGGAGGUGCGAGCCGAAGAAGUUCGGUGGUCGUGGUGCUCGUGCUCGUUUCCAGAAGAGUUACCGUUGAUGGCCUUCCGUUUUUGCGGUUCAAGUAUGCGCAAUGUUUUGGAUUACCUUCCUGUUGCUUUCGAAUUUUGAAACUUAGAUCAUCUUUUGGAAUUGAUGCUUUACUUUUGAAGAACAUAUAUGCAUGGCUAUCCUUUUGCCGGUAUCAAUUUGAUUGGGUUAUUCAAAACGUUUUACUA
Molecule: messenger RNA, 680 nt
Organism: Tarenaya hassleriana
Lineage: Eukaryota; Viridiplantae; Streptophyta; Magnoliopsida; Brassicales; Cleomaceae
Product: 40S ribosomal protein S16-1
Exons: 1
Coding region: 62-502 (146 amino acids)
Biological process (GO): maturation of SSU-rRNA from tricistronic rRNA transcript (SSU-rRNA, 5.8S rRNA, LSU-rRNA); translation
Cellular component (GO): cytosolic small ribosomal subunit; ribosome
Molecular function (GO): RNA binding; structural constituent of ribosome
Source: RefSeq, a predicted model, not a curated record